AUGAGCCCUCGUCAAAAUGGCAUUCCGGAUUAUGGAACCGGUAUACUUCCGGUGAUACCCCCAGACGUAAAUCUACCGGACCGUGAUCCACGAAGCAAUGCUGCUACCGCCGCCUCAGCAGCUGGUGUCCGCGCCCUGAGCACCCAACUCAUCGCUUUUUACUUUCGUGCGCCUGCAAAGGCAUUCUUCAGAACACGUGUGGAUUACCUUGCUUAUGCGAGAAAUAUUCACCAGGCCCAGACGCAGCUAUUGAUGAAGGCUGCUGCAAACGAUGCUUCUGCCUCAGCGUUUACUACACUUUUGCGCCAAAGUUGGCUCCUUCUGAGAGGUACGACACCUGGAGUUUUGACUUCAGCUAUCAGGCAUCAAGGAUGGAGCAUCGUGCCAAAUCAGAUUCUGCCGCCUCUUAUUGCCAAUGUUGGUGUUGGAGCAGUCUUGUAUACGAGUUAUCUCCAGAUUUUAGGACGCCUUCAUGAAGAGAGUGGCCAAGCCCGGAAAAGAGUGUAUCCACCACCUCAUCCAACGCAUACCUUUACAGCUGGUUUGCUUGCUGGCGGGCUUCAGAGCGUUUUAGCAGCACCCUUGGACGCCCUCCAAGCGCGGUAUGAUCACACAGAUCUCAUGCCAAACGACGGCAGUGGAAAGCCCAGGAGCAUGUGGAAAUUUGGAUGGGAGAAACUUCGCGAAAUCGGUCUCAGGGGUAUUUUUGCUGGGUGGGGGUUGUCCCUUGCAAAGGAUAGUCUUGGAAGUGCCAUAUUCUUUAGCACAUUCGAAUAUGUCAAAGCCCAGGGUUACUACCGUUUUGUUACAUGGUACUACGGCGGCCUGGCGGAGGAUAUUGUCGACGUGCUAGCUAUGAAGCGCCCCACGCACCAGCACAAGCAAGAAGAAGGGAUCAGACUCAUCCGACCACAUUACGCCCUCGAGCCCAUGUUUCUUCUGCUCGGAGGCUUAAGUGCCUCAUUCACGCAGCAAAUUCUCCUCCAUCCCCUAACGCACUUCCAAGUCAAGCACUGGGAUCACCUCGAAGAUCUCGAUGCCAAAGCCGCCAAACUGCGCGCGUCCAAAGUGGUUAACCCGGAAAAGCCCCAUCGACGAUGGAGAAUGCUACGAGCUUACUACCGUGCUUAUCAGGAAUCGCUGGCCGUCUGCAGAACAGAGGCAGCCGCUGAAGGGCUGAGCCUAACGAAAUGGCUCUACCGCGGGUUUUGGUGGAACGCAAUACGUCAAGUGCCUAGCACGAGUGCAGGAUUGAUCAUUUUUGAACUGAUACGGCGCAAGUAUGGACUUGGACAGGGAGAAGUGAGAAUUACAAAGGAUGGGUAUGACAUUUUACUUCACUAG
Molecule: messenger RNA, 1344 nt
Organism: Fusarium pseudograminearum CS3096
Lineage: Eukaryota; Fungi; Ascomycota; Sordariomycetes; Hypocreales; Nectriaceae
Exons: 1
Coding region: 1-1344 (447 amino acids)
Biological process (GO): mitochondrial L-ornithine transmembrane transport
Molecular function (GO): L-ornithine transmembrane transporter activity
Source: RefSeq, a predicted model, not a curated record